CACGGCUACUACUCCACAGUAGGACCCCAGAAACGCCUCUUUUUUGUGCCAGACUUUUUUUGUGACACGGGCGAGAAGUCUCGUGUUAGAGUUAAGAUAGUUUAUUACAGAAUGGAUAAAACUGUCAGUCUGCCACACCAACCCAACAAAACCACCACAGUAACUUUGGUGGAGACCAGCAGUAACCCAAGUGGAAUGAUGCUGGUGAAUCCCUACCAGACUAAUCGGGUUGGGGAUCCCAUGGACCUAGUUUGUCUGGCACAGCAAGUACAGAAGGGAGAUGAAUUUAUCAGAGCCAAUGCUUGCAACAAACUUACAGUCAUUGCUGACCAGAUAAGGUACCUUCAGGAGCAAGCAAGAAAGGUUUUGGAAGAUGCCAAGAAAGAUGCUGAGCUUCACCACGCCGCCUGCAAUGUUGUGAAGAAACCAGGAAACAUGUAUUAUCUUUACAUGCGUGAAUCUGGACAGCGAUACUUCUCGAUUCUGUCUCCACAGGAAUGGGGUCCUAGUUGCCCUCACAAGUUCCUUGGCGGAUACAAACUCCAACAUGACAUGUCUUGGACACCACAAGAGGAGGUUGAAAAGCGGGACGCUGAAAUUGGCAUCAUGGACAAACUGUUGAACAGGCAAAUUGCUCUACCUGCCUGCACAGAGCCCAACUUUGAGGGUAUUUCACAGUGAAAGGGCACAGCUCACUCAUGGACUGUCUUAUCUGGCCAUGGAGGCCAACUGGUCUUAAAAGAUAUUAAUUGUUUGUUAAUACACAGGUUAAAUUGAAUUAAAAUUCAGUUUUGCAACCUGGAUUGCGCUGUCACUACUGCUGAACAAUUAUGCAUUUAAUGUCUUUAUGGUCACAUUUUCCAUGCUGCUUUCUCAAAUGUAUCUUAAUUUGAGAACUAUAUCUUUUUGCCAUUUGGUUUUUAUUAAAGGGUUAGUUCACCCAAAAAUUAAAACAAUGUCAUUAAUUACUCACCCUCAUGUCGUUCUACACCCUUAAGACUUUCAUUCAUCUUUGGAACACAAAUUAAGAUAUUUUUUAUUAAAUCCGAUGGCUCAGUGAAGCCUGCAUAGACAGCAAUGGUACUUCCUCUCUCAAGAUCCAUAAAAGUACUAAAAACAUAUUUAAAUCAGUUCAUGUGAGUACAGUGGUUCUACCUUAAUAUUAUAAAGCGACGAGAAUAUUUUUUGUGCGCCAAAACAACAACAACAAAAUAACGACUUUUUAACAAUAUCUAGUGAUGGGAGAUUUCAAAACACUGCUUCGGAGCGUUAUGAAUCUUUUGAGUCGAAUCGGUGAUUUGGAUCGCGUAUCAAACCGUCAAACUGCUGAAAUCACGUGACUCUGGCACUCCGAACCACUGAUUUGAUUCGUAAAGCUCUGAAGCUUCAUGAAGCAGUGUUUUGAAAUCGGCCAUCACUAGAUAGUGUUAAAAAGUCGUUAUUUUGUAAAAAAAAUAUGGUUUAAUAUAUGUUUUUAGUACCUUUAUGGAUCUUGAGAGAGGAAGAACCAUUGCUGUCAAUGCAGGCCUCGAUGAGCCAUCGGAUUUAAUCAAAAAUAUCUUAAUUUGUGUUCAGAAGAUGAACGAAGGUCUUAGGGGUGGAGAACGACAUGAGGGUGAGUAAUAAAUGACAUUAAAGGGUUAGUUCACCCAAAAAUGAAAAUAAAGUCCCGCUGUGGUGAAAACAUUAAAACUUGAUUGUUUAUA
This is a messenger RNA of Ctenopharyngodon idella (grass carp), 1706 nucleotides long. It is a transcript of the gene c11h1orf50, whose product is annotated as chromosome 11 C1orf50 homolog. Lineage: Eukaryota; Metazoa; Chordata; Actinopteri; Cypriniformes; Xenocyprididae. Bases 112 to 681 code for a protein of 189 amino acids. The transcript has 5 exons. The record is from RefSeq and is a predicted model, not a curated record.